UCCAGCAGAGAGUAUCACCUCCCGCUCCAGGAUCCUCAAGCUCUGCUCACUGGACCUCACCCUGUCUGCAGGUCACAUUGCAAGGCUUUCCCUCUUCCCAGCCUUGCCUGGGGGUAAAUCUCUGCUGUGGAAUCUCAGAAAAUCACAUUCCCUUCUAAGAAUAUUUCACCAAGAAUUUCCUUAGGAGCUGUACUGGCGUAAUUGCUGUGCUUCACCAUGGCAACAUCAAGAAGGUCAUGACCCCAGGAUUUAAGAAGUUCUUCAAGACAAUGUUGACUAUGAUCCAAGAGAAAAUGUGAUUUGAGUCUGCAGACAAUUGUGCAUAUCAACUAAUAAUAAAAACCCAGUAUAGCAGAUAGAAGAGAAAGCAUUCUUCCAGCAUAUUUUAUUUUGGCGUUAACGAUGGAGAAAAAGUGUACGCUGUAUUUCCUGUUUCUCCUGCCUUUUUUAAUGAUUCCUGUCAUGGCAGAAUCAGAACAGAGCCAUGGUGAACAAAAUGAGUUACGUGUUACUAGAAAUAAAAUUAUGACGGCUCAAUAUGAAUGUUACCAGAAAAUUAUGCAAGAUCCCAUUCAACAAACAGAAGGCAUUUACUGCAACAGAACCUGGGACGGAUGGCUGUGCUGGAAUGAUGUUGCAGCAGGAACGGAGUCGAUGCAGCAUUGCCCUGAUUACUUUCAAGACUUCGAUCCUUCAGAAAAAGUUACAAAGAUCUGUGACCAAGAUGGAAACUGGUUUAGACAUCCAGCAAGCAACAGAACAUGGACAAAUUAUACCCAGUGUAAUCUUAACACACAUAAGAGGGUGAAGACAGCACUGAAUUUGUUUUACCUGACCAUAAUUGGACACGGAUUAUCUAUUGCAUCGCUGCUUAUCUCACUUGGCAUAUUCUUUUAUUUCAAGAGCCUAAGUUGCCAAAGGAUUACUUUGCACAAAAAUCUGUUCUUCUCUUUCAUUUGCAACUCUAUUGUAACAAUAAUUCACCUCACUGCUGUGGCCAACAACCAGGCCUUAGUGGCCACUAAUCCUGUUGGUUGUAAAGUGUUCCAGUUCAUUCAUCUUUACCUGAUGGGCUGUAACUACUUUUGGAUGCUUUGUGAAGGUGUUUAUUUACACACACUCAUUGUGGUGGCUGUGUUUGUGGAGAAGCAACACUUAAUGUGGUAUUAUUUUCUUGGCUGGGGAUUUCCACUGAUUCCUGCUUGUAUACAUGCUGUAGCCAGAACCUUAUAUUACAAUGACAACUGCUGGAUCAGUUCUGAUACUCACCUCCUCUACAUUAUCCAUGGCUCAAUUUGUGCAGCUUUACUGGUGAAUCUGUUUUUUCUAUUGAAUAUUGUGCGUGUUCUCAUCACUAAGUUAAAAGUCACUCACCAGGCGGAAUCCUAUCUCUACAUGAAAGCCGUGAGAGCAACACUGAUCCUAGUGCCAUUACUGGGCAUUGAGUUCGUGUUGCUUCCAUGGCGACCCGAAGGGAGGACUGCAGAGGAGGUGUACGACUACAUCAUGCACAUUCUCAUGCACUAUCAGGGUCUUUUGGUCUCCACAAUUUUCUGCUUCUUUAAUGGCGAGGUUCAAGCAAUUCUAAGAAGAAACUGGAAUCAAUAUAAAAUUCAGUUUGGAAACAGUUUUUCCCACGCAGAUGCUCUUCGUAGUGCAUCUUACACAGUGUCAACAAUCAGCGAUGGCACAGGUUAUAGUCAUGAUUAUCCAAGUGAACACUUAAAUGGGAAAAGCAUUCAUGAUAUUGAAAAUGUUGCCUUAAAACCGGAAAAGUUAAAUGAUUAUAUUUUAUAAUAGAGGCAGUAUUGUUUAACUAUAUUGUGCCACUCUUAACUCAAGGACUUAGAUCCAUGAUUUUAUAACCAGAAAACGUCAAUAUUAAAUGAAUUUCUUAAUUGCCACAAAGAACCCCUCACAUGAAUUCAGUAGUUUGUUGAUCAGUGUUUAACAACUAGCUCUAUGGGGGUGGGAGGGGAGGAGCGUAAGCCCUCAUUUGUAGUGUUUGCCAGUUUCUAGGAUGUAAAUAGUCCUACCAUGGCUGAUUUCAAACUACCAAUUUGACAUCACUGAAUGAGGAAUUAGGAAAAGAUGAACACAAUCAAUUAUUGUGGCUGGAAUCAGCUAGUUCUAGCACGCUGCAUGCAUUCACAAAUGAAUGAGGUAAAAUUUCAUAUACAUAUUGGGCAGGAAUCUACUCUUGCUGUCUAAAGAGACCUAGCGAAGGCCUAUAAACUUGGAUGGAAAAUUAGUUUUUCAUCUGUUUAUUCAAAAACUUGAUCCCAUAUUCAUAGGUGAAGUUGAUCUUUUUGCUCAGAGAGUAUUCCAGCCCCUUUUAUGUUUACCCUUGCAAAUGGACCAGAGAAAGAGUUCAUUAGUCCUGUUGGCUUACCCUCUUCUUCCCAAGAAAGGCAACUGAGCAGAAUUUUUAUUGGGUAUUCAUUUGCUCAUGCAUCAGUUAUACCCUGUGUCAUAUCCGUUAUUGAGACUUGAUAAAUAGUAUGUAUGAUAUGCAAUCUUACUUUGGUAUCAUUAGGGAGGCAUCUUGGUUGAUACUACAAAACACCGUAUCAGCUACUUUCUUCUGUUGCUACAUGCCUACCUUACCACAUAAAUGGGAGACAAUCAUUUUCCCUGUAUCUUUUAAAAUAAAAACUUUUCCCUUUCCAUUUCUACUGUGUAGCUAGUAUUUUACAUAAAGAAUAUCAAUGAAGGGCUUUUUAUUUCUUUAGAAGUUUGUAAAAAAAAAAAACUUGUUGUGAAAGAUGAGCUUGUAAAUACUCUGUUGUUCUAUAGUAUAGCCUCAAAUCAAAUACAUACAAUCUAAGUAAGAUUUUUUAAACAAACAAAUACAUAAUGUAACAAUGUAUGCAUCUUAAUAUCUGAUACUGUGUCUGGGCUGAUUUUAUAAUAAAAUAGAGUCUGGAAUUUUAUAUUUGGUAAAUAUAUUAAAGACAACCAGAUGCCAGCAUCAGACGUUUGAGAACUAAGAAAAAUAGCUAUGAUAAGAUAUAAAAUAUUUAUUAAAAACAAACUCAAGGCCAUUGUUUUAUUGAACAUAUUAACUUUGGUGUGUCAUACCUUACUUAAUAGAUAUGUUUGACAUAUUUCUCUUUUGAUUUUGACGACGAACUUGCAUUCUAAUCCAGAAAAUAUAAGCCACUCAUAUUGUAAUAAAUGCCGUUCACUCCUCUUAUAGU
Messenger RNA from Molossus molossus (Pallas's mastiff bat), 3200 nucleotides. RefSeq names its product calcitonin receptor like receptor (gene CALCRL). Gene Ontology annotation, cellular component: plasma membrane. Gene Ontology annotation, biological process: adenylate cyclase-activating G protein-coupled receptor signaling pathway; cell surface receptor signaling pathway; angiogenesis. Lineage: Eukaryota; Metazoa; Chordata; Mammalia; Chiroptera; Molossidae. The transcript has 16 exons. The record is from RefSeq and is a predicted model, not a curated record. The coding region runs from base 403 to 1797 and encodes 464 amino acids. Gene Ontology annotation, molecular function: adrenomedullin receptor activity; calcitonin receptor activity; calcitonin gene-related peptide receptor activity.